This is a messenger RNA of Gryllus bimaculatus (two-spotted cricket), 1609 nucleotides long. The record is from the annotation of a GenBank genome assembly. NCBI's taxonomy places the organism in Eukaryota, Metazoa, Arthropoda, Insecta, Orthoptera, Gryllidae.
CUCCGGUCACGUCAGAUGUCCAAAGAAGAUAGGUUAAUAAUACAAAUGUGAGAUAACCUCAGUAGAAACUAAAAAACAAAAACAAUUUAUAAUACUCUGAUCCAUACGUUCGGAUGCGGGCAUAGACGAAUUUUGUUUGGUAUAGUACCAGUUAUAGCAUGCCGUAAAAGUAUGGAUGAAAUUAAAGUUGUAGACGAAAAUGAACAUUAAGAUUGAGGUAAAACAGGAACCUAUUGAUCCUGCAGAAGAGGAAGAUUGCAAUUCCUCAGAACAAGGGGAGCCUUGCGCUUUAAGUGAAAUAAAGGAGGAAGAUGAUGAGGAGGACCUAAUGCCACCAGUUGGGAUGUUUCUGGCGGAAGUGACCAUUCGUGAGGUGAAGCAGGAAGAGAAGGACUCUGCCGCAAUGUGCAAUGGACCUUUUCAAGGGAGUGUCGCUUUGUGUGUUGGUGGAGAAGGUAGCUCCGCAGACGCCCUCACCUUGCCCGAAUCUGGAUGUGAAAUUGGGGAAAGUUGCCACGAAUGUUCCCUGCGUCAAAACAACUUCAGCAAGAGUGCCGAGUUGGUUGGGCACGAGCGGACCCACAGCAGUGAUCGCCGUCACGAAUGCUCUGUCUGCCAAAAGAAGUUUUCUCGGAGGAGUAGUUUAGUCACGCACAUGCGAAUCCACAGUGGUGAACGCCCUCAUGAGUGCAUCGUCUGCGAAAAGAGAUUUACAGAUAGGAGCGGUUUAAAUACACACAUGCGGAUCCACAGCGGUGAACGCCCUUACGAAUGCUCUGUCUGCUCCAAGACGUUUUCUCGCAGAAGUGAUUUAGUUGUGCACUUGCGGAUCCACAACGAUGAACGCCCUUAUGAAUGUUCUCUCUGUCAGAAGACAUUCGCAGAUAGAAGACAUUUAGUUACGCAUAUGCGGAUCCAUAGUGGAGAACGCCCCUAUGAAUGUUCGGUCUGUCAAAAGAGCUUUAUAGAUAAAAGUACUUUAGUUGCGCACACGCGGAUUCAUAGCGGUGAACGCCCUUACGGAUGCUCCGUUUGUCUCAAAAGGUUCUCUCGGAGCAGUGAUUUAGUUACGCACACGCGUAUCCACAGCGGUGAGCGCCCCCAUGUAUGCACUGUCUGUGAAAAGAGUUUUGGUGAUAGAAGUCAUUUAAACGCUCAUUUGCGGAUCCACAGCGGUGAGCGUCCUCAUGAAUGUUCGGUCUGCCAGAAGAGCUUUUCGCAUCGCAGUACCAUGGUUACGCAUAUGCGCAUCCACAGCGGUGAACGCCCGUACGAUUGCUCUGUGUGCUUCAAGAGGUUCUCUCGGAGAAGUGAUUUGGUUGUGCACAUGCGGAUCCAUACCGGUGAACGCCCUCAUGUAUGUUGUGUUUGCCGAAAGAGCUUUUCAGACAGAAGUCAUUUCGUUAAGCACAUACGCCUGCACUCCGGUGAACGCCCUCAUGAGUGUUCCGUCUGCGGAAAGAGCUUUUCAGAUAGAAGAACUUUAGUUUCGCACCAGCGAAUCCACACUGGAGAACGCCCUCACGAAUGCUCUGUCUGUCCGAAGAGGUUCUCUCGGAAAAGCGAUGUGGUUGCACACUUACGGAUCCACGGCGAUGAACGCUCUUAA